Molecule: messenger RNA, 1893 nt
Organism: Knipowitschia caucasica
Lineage: Eukaryota; Metazoa; Chordata; Actinopteri; Gobiiformes; Gobiidae
Source: the annotation of a GenBank genome assembly
AUGACUGCGAACGUAAAAGGGGCAGCUGAUUCAUCGCAUCUUAUAGCCUGUGACAGUGAUGCCAUUAAAGUGUUUGUGCGAGUGCGUCCUCUGACCCAGGGCAUGGGGCUCACCACAGACGGAGACCAGAGCCUGUGUCUCAGUGUUACUUCACCAAACACUAUUCGGCUUUUCUCCAAACCACAGCCACGGAUUUUCACUUAUGAUCAUGUGGCAGAUAUGGACACCACUCAGGAGGCUGUCUUUUCCUGUGUGGCCAAGAACAUUGUUGAGUCCUGCAUGAAUGGAUAUAACGGCACUAUAUUUGCUUAUGGACAAACUGGCUCUGGAAAGACUUUCACAAUGCUUGGUCCAUCAGAGUUGGAUAACUUCACUGAUCAGUUGAGGGGAGUAAUACCGCGCAGUUUUGAAUAUCUGUUUUUUCUCAUUAACCGGGAAGUGGAAAGGUCGCAACAGUCCAAGAGUUUCCUCUGCAAAUGCUCGUUUAUAGAAAUAUACAAUGAACAGAUCUAUGAUCUCCUGGACACUGCCUCCGCGAGCCUCUUCGUCAGAGAGAAUAUCAAGAAGGACGUGUUUGUUGAGGGAGCCGUGGAGAAAUUUGUCGUCUCGGCUGCAGAGGCCUACCAGGUCUUGUCUUUGGGAUGGCGGAACCGCAGAGUAGCCUCCACUUCCAUGAACCGCGAGUCGUCCCGGUCCCAUGCCGUCUUCACCAUGACGCUGGAGUCCAAAGAGUCGCUGAACGAGGUGGUGAACAUCCGCACGUCUCAGCUGAACCUGGUGGACCUGGCUGGAUCCGAGCGGCAGAAGGACACUGAAGGCUCCAGGCUCAAGGAGGCCAGCUGCAUCAACCGCUCCCUGAUGUGCCUGGGUCAGGUGAUCAUGGCUCUGGUCGACGUGACUCAUGGAAAGAGUCGCCAUAUUUGCUACAGAGAUUCCAAGCUCACAUUUUUAUUAAGAGACUCUCUUGGUGGAAAUGCCAAAACGUACAUUAUAGCAAAUGUUCAUCCCGGUUCCAAGUGUUUUGGAGAAACCCAGUCCACUUUACAGUUUGCCCAAAGAGCAAAGUUGAUCAAGAACAAAGCCAUCAUUAAUGAAGACACUCAAGGAAAUGUAAGACAGUUGCAAGCUGAAGUGAAAAAGUUAAAGGAGCAGCUUGCAAUGGCACUAGCCUCAGCUGAGAAAAAGGGUGAAUCUCUGGACAGGAUCCACUACAAAUCUAAGUUUAUGGCUGCAGUUCGCCUUUGGAAGAGACGAGAAGAGGAGAAAAGGAUGCUGCAUGAGAAAGUAGCUCAACUUGAAGAAGCCUGGAAUCAGAAAGAAAUGUUUCGCCUGAUUCGAGAGGAUUACAUCUCACUGCUGGAGAAAAAAAUGAAAGCUGAGCAGAACUUAUUUACAAAUGAAGAGAGCCAAUCUGUCAUAGAUCAACUCAAAGAGGAAAUCAAGAUUUUAAGAAACCAGGUGGAACAUAACCCCAGGAUGACGCGAUUGUCUGCGGAGAACGCCAGUCUGCGGGAGGAGAACCACCAUCUGCGCUCCCUGGACUCGCUGCUUCAGCUGGAGACCGAAACGGCACAAAUGUCUGCUGAGCUGGACACAGAUUUUCAGAGAGCUCUGGAGGCUGAGAAAACCGAAAAUCUCGCAGCCUCAAUGGCAGUCGAUGUGGCAUCUGUCGCAGCAAUCGAGAAACUUCAAAAUCAGCUGAGCCAGAAACAGGCAGAACUUGGAGGUGUAUUUCAGGCGUUUGAAGAGUAUAAGCAAAUCACCAAGAGACAACUAUCUCAGCUGGAGUCUCAGCUGGAGUAUCUGGACAAAUCCAAUAGACACUUGGAGAACAUACUGGAAGCAACUAAUGCUUACAAAAAACAGGAGGUCACUGAACUCAAUAGAAUUUAA